CUCACUCAGCAAGCGUCCAUGAAGCGAGCAAAGGAAGAAGCGGACAGGAAGAAGAGGCGUAUCCAGCUACAAGUCUUUGUGCAUGCCAGGUGAGUAAGGCGUAAAGCGGUGGCCUAACUUUAGACCCACGCCUUGCUCUUGGGAAGGGUGUGCGGCCGUUCUCAAUUCCUGGGCACUGCUCGAAAAACACCUUUAUCAUGCUCAUCUUUAUCGAGAUGAUGUCGACGUGCUCUGUCAAUGGGAAGGGUGUCAUACGACAUUUGACCGACCCGAAGAGUGCCACAAGCAUUGCCUCAUUGGCCACAUGGGCAAAUUUAGUGCUCGUUGCCCCUUUGGUGAGAUCCACUGGGAGUGGUCGUUGCUCAUGUCCAGAUUGCUUGUUUGAGGGUCCUCACUUUGACGAUCUCAUGGCUCAUAUCUCCAGACGCCAUCCCGAUGCCACACCGGACGAUUUUGUGCCGGGUCUGAUCCACCAUCGGCCGUUGCGUCUGCCCAGAUCCGUGUCCGAUCUACCACCGCUACCUUCUCGAGCUCGCAUUACUGGUGAAUUCAUGGACGAUUUAUGUGGGGAGGUGAAAGGAUUCGCUGGCGAACGGAGCUACAAAGCGAGAAGGAGUGUUGAGCGGAAUUGCUUCAGUGGCAGAAGACCUCGUAAAGAUGAUUUCGCAGACAAGAAGGGAGCCAAUGCCGCCAUCUCUGCCUUUAUCGAGAAUUCGAGGCGGAUCUCGACUGCGAUGGGCGGUCAGCAAGAAUCACCAGCGGAGGCCGACGCAGCAGAUGUUCCGCCAACGGCCAAAUCUGCACCCUUGACCGCUGCCGAAGCGAAAGAAAUGGGCGUGGACCUUGUGGAUGUCAGCCAGUCGAUAUCAGCUGCCACCGAGCAGGCAAAGAGAGAGGCGGAGAAGGACGAAGCGCAGACGACCGGAUCCGAUUCGAGGUCGUCCAGUACAUCGAGGGCGGACAUUGAGCCUGUCAAGCGGAAACGAGGCCGACCACCAAAGCUUCAUGUGACCUUGAAGCUCUCUGAAUCUCCUGCCGAGAGAUUCUCGCUCGAAUCUCCUCCUAGCACAUCAUCCGAAUCUAGUUCAGGUUCUGAGACUGCCUCGGAGUUCAAGCUGAAACGGGCUCUGGAUCUCACCGCUCUUGUCUCGCCUGACGGAGGGGAAAGUGGGAGGAAGAGAAGCGCCAGAUUGAGGGAGAAGCAGGGUCUUGGUACAUUUGAUGAAGAGAUCAAGGUGUAGAGAGUAUGUAUGCGUGC
Kockovaella imperatae is the source of this 1258-nucleotide messenger RNA. RefSeq lists its product as hypothetical. The transcript has a single exon. The record is from RefSeq and is a predicted model, not a curated record. Bases 198 to 1241 code for a protein of 347 amino acids. Lineage: Eukaryota; Fungi; Basidiomycota; Tremellomycetes; Tremellales; Cuniculitremaceae.